Molecule: messenger RNA, 384 nt
Organism: Strongylus vulgaris
Lineage: Eukaryota; Metazoa; Nematoda; Chromadorea; Rhabditida; Strongylidae
Source: the annotation of a GenBank genome assembly
AUGGGAGGACGGGCGCUUACCGUAGACUGGGCACGAGCAGAACACACCGUCUCAGCGGAAAUUAUGAAGACGGUGGCGAACUUGUUCAUAAGGAAUAUAGCACCAGGCACUUCGGAGCACGCACUCAAGCAGCUCUUUGGAGCAGAAGAAGCUGGAGUGGCUCGAGUAAAAAUUCAGCGAACAUACGGGUUUAUACGUUUUCACAAAAGAGUACAAGCAGAAGCAGCACUGGAAAAGCUGAAUGGAGCUACUUUGAACGGUAGCCGUUUGGAAGUGUCCUGGGCUCGCCCUCCUCCCCCGGGACGUCAUGGAAAGAAGAUUCCGUUGGCAGGACGCCAUCAGUUACUUACAUUUCCCCAACAAAUCCUUCAGCAUCCGCUGUAA